Cordyceps fumosorosea ARSEF 2679 is the source of this 285-nucleotide messenger RNA. RefSeq lists its product as hypothetical. The record is from RefSeq and is a predicted model, not a curated record. The transcript has 3 exons. The coding region runs from base 1 to 285 and encodes 94 amino acids. Lineage: Eukaryota; Fungi; Ascomycota; Sordariomycetes; Hypocreales; Cordycipitaceae.
AUGAAGUUCCUCAGCAUCGCUUGCCUCUGCUCCGGCGUCAUCUCCGCCGUUCUCGCCGGCGUCAUUGUCCCGCCUGCCGACUUGGUCGCCCGCGGCCGCGGCGGGCCCAUCUGCCCGGUCGGCACCAACAUGAACAAGCCCUCGUGCUGCGCAGCUGUCAUCAUUGGCGGCUACGGGAAGAACUACAAUGGCCACUCCGGAGAGGGCGACUGGGAAGGCGAUUGCGCUGGGCAGCGCAAGGUGCCCGCGUGCUGCAACGGGGGUGGCCGCUGCGUCAAGAUUUAG